This is a messenger RNA of Cherax quadricarinatus, 792 nucleotides long. Its product is annotated as small glutamine-rich tetratricopeptide repeat-containing protein alpha. The record is from RefSeq and is a predicted model, not a curated record. Lineage: Eukaryota; Metazoa; Arthropoda; Malacostraca; Decapoda; Parastacidae.
AUGUGUUUUCAACAGGACCUGGUGGUGGCUUGCCAUUUGGACUGGGUAGUCUUGCUGGGCUGGGAGGUCCUGGAGGCCCAGACCUUACCAGCAUGCUUAAUAAUCCUGCUCUCAUGAAUAUGGCUACACAGCUGAUGUCAGACCCUAAUAUGCAAAAUAUGCAUUCUCAUUUCAGGAUGAGUAGCUUCAUGGGAAGUGUUGGUGGCUUGGGUGGUGGUGGUGGCAGUGGUGUUGCCACUGGAGGUCCUAGUGCUCCUGCUGCAGCUGCUUCAAACACUGGCAUGGAAGCUCUUCUUACUGCUGGACGGCAGCUAGCAGAACAAAUGCAGUCCCAGCACCCAGAAUUGGUUGAACAAAUUCGUCAACAAAUGAACCGUGGUGCUGGUGGGAGCUCGGGAGAUUCACAAGACAGUAACCCCCAAGAUCCACCACCUCAGAAUUAGCCACGUUAUAUAGCUCAAUAUAUAGACACUCUUAAUCUAUUUGCAUUUAGGAGAAAGUGCUUGAUCGGUUUUUAGACACGUAUCUCAUUGUCUGUGACGAGCAAAUUGACUGUGCUGUUAUGAAAUUAAAACAUUGUACAAGUUAAAAAUAUGUAAUGAUGGGGUAGAAUUUAAUACAUUUGUUUUAUUUUGAAUAGGAAGUUGUCAUGUUUCUAGCAAGGUAUUUACAGCAUUUUGUAAAUGAACUUUUUUCACUAGGAAUUACUCAUUAAAAUGAGAUUUAUUGCUUUAAAAUGUGAGAUAUUUCAGUAACUUUCUCUUAAAAUUUAAAUAAAUUAUGAAGAAAUUU